UCAACAACGCUACUACAUAAUACUAUGGUGAUUGUUCGUCCAGCGACAAUGGCCGAAGUGGAUCUCGAUCGAUAAAGUUUCCAUGCCGUGCCGCCAAAAUACUAGACUCACGUGGCUUAGCGGUGAAUAUUUUUGACGGCGCAUAGAGAUGCAUUGAAAUGUUGGGCACGGAAAAGAUGCAUCUCGCCAAGGCGCAAAUACCCAAAAACCACCGAAUAGACAAAUCAUUGGAUUAAACGAUUUACCAUAUCCAAGGUUCGGUAUCGCAUUACAUCCACAAAAAAAAAAAAAUGCAUUACAUACGCUUGUUGCGCCGCCCAAAAUUAGACACAUCAAACAUCAGGAGACCACUCAUCUCAAUUCUUCUUACCAUCACCACGGAUCUAGGUGACUCAUUUCUUUACCCGGACGAGCCCGUCGACUUGACUAUCUCGGUGGAGAACCCAACGGGCCAGUCAAUUAUACUAGAAAUAGAUCGGCCGCCGAGGUGGACUGCUGGGCUGCGAUGCCUCGACGUCAAAGUCCCCGUUAAGCCGCAUCUGAAGAAGAGCGACGUCACGUGUACCAUUAGGAUUCAUCCAGCGACGCAAACUCCACCGUUGGGGGUGUUGAAGGGUAGGGAUACGCUUCCGUGGAGCGUUACUAGAGGCUCGCCCGCGAGCAAGGGUCUCAUUAUGCCAGUUUCCGUCGACAUGGCGAAGGGCAUUUGCGCUCCCGUUGCCGUCCGGACACUCCGACUCAAUUCUAGGUUUCAGCCCCAGGACCAGCUGGACAUCGACCUGGAAGAAGAUGUCGGGGAGAGCAUCGCGCGUCACAUAUGGGAUGCGGGUGUUGUGACAGCGUCCUUUCUCGGGGAUGCAUGUAGUAGUAAGGAAGGAAUUUGCGAUAUAUUGCCUAUACGAAAAGACAGCUUUAACGUCUUAGAGCUAGGUAGCGGCGUGGGUAUUCUCGGGAUUACCUUGGCGCAAGUCCUAGAAAGGGCCGUAGUCUAUGGCCAUACCUCCAGUAAGGCUACCGUACUGCUAACAGACCUCUCAGAGGCGGAAGAGCGUGCGAGGUCGAACAUCGCGCGAGCCGAAGUGGCGCUUUCCCAAAUAAAUCCCGACGGUUCCACAGUAGCUCUUCAGUACGAAGACCUGGACUGGGACGAGGGUAAACGUGGCCGGUUUGGAGCUCUUGCUUCUGCGCGCCCGUGGGAUCUGGUUAUACUUAGCGACUGUACGUAUAACGUUGACUCGUUACCCGCGCUUGUCGGAACGCUGAGCGCGCUACAUGCUGCAAAUGUAAAACACCUCCACGAAGCGGAAGCGGAUCCAAAGACGUCGGUUAUCUUAGCGACAAAGCCCAGGCAUUCUUCUGAACAGGCUCUAUUCGGCCUGCUAAGCUCCGCUGAUUGGCGAUAUAGCGUUCUCAAGACUAUCCCACUACCAAAGCUAGGCGAAGAGGAUGAGGUAGUCGACAUAUACCUACUAGAAAAGGGGGAGAGGAAGGCCUAGCCUGUCCCUCGGUAUUAUAUAACCUCGUGAAUAUUACUGCUAAUAAUGCGCUGUGAUCUAUCUGUUAUCUUAUACGGUUAAGGAUUCUUGAUGCAGAUGUAGGGCCACAACGG
Daldinia caldariorum is the source of this 1609-nucleotide messenger RNA. Its product is annotated as putative methyltransferase-domain-containing protein. The record is from RefSeq and is a predicted model, not a curated record. The coding region runs from base 291 to 1496 and encodes 401 amino acids. Lineage: Eukaryota; Fungi; Ascomycota; Sordariomycetes; Xylariales; Hypoxylaceae. The transcript has a single exon.